UGAUUGGUGCUCUGGGACUCAGAGCUGCUGCUGCACUUUGACUCACUUUGAGUUGAUCCACUUCAGAUCCACAGUUCAACAGUCAGACUGCUGCUGACCAAGAUGAAGCUGCUCCUCAUCCUCUGCUGGGUCCUCGGGGUCUCUGCUGACGUUCAACAUGAAGAUCUUGCUAUCAAUGGAUGUUCAGACUCUGAUGGAGAGAAGAUGUACACUCUGGACAGAGAAGAGGUGUGGUACGCAGACUUCAUCAAUCAGAGAGGAGUGGAGCCUCAGCCAGACUUCAUAGAUCAUAUGUCCGUCCCAGGAGCUUAUGAACAGGCUGUAAGUGAGCUACAGAUCUGCAAACAGAACCUGAAUGUUGUUCGUGCAGCGAUGAAGGACGUCCCCCUGGAAAAAGAUCCUCCUUCCAACCCGAUGAUCUACAACAGAGACAAAGUGGAACUGGGAGUGAGGAACGUUCUGAUCUGUCAUGUUUCUGGUUUCUAUCCGGCUCCUGUCAAUGUCUCCUGGACCAAGAACGGAGAGAAGGUGACCGAAGGAACCAGCAUCAACGUUCCCUUCCCCAACAAAGACGGUUCCUUCACCCAGAUCUCCAGACUGGAGUUCAUCCCACAGCAGGGAGACAUCUACAGCUGUUCAGUAGAACAUCUGGCCCUGGACCAGCCACUGACCAGAAUGUGGGAUGUGGAGACCACCCAGCCAGGUGUUGGACCUGCAGCAUUCUGUGGAAUCGGUCUGACCAUCGGUCUGCUUGGUGUGGCAGCUGGAACCUUCUUCCUCAUCAAAGGAAACGAGUGCAGCUGAUUGGUGGGGGCUGAUGAUGUCAUCAGGGUGUGGUGUGGAGUCACCAGGACAGAAUCCAGAUGUUUCCUGUUGAUUGUAAAUGAUUUCAUUGAACUUCCUGCUUUUGAAUCCUGUUAACCUCUGAUGAACAUCUGAAGAAUCUCUUAGACAUGUUUCCAUCAGCUUCAAUAUUCUCUGAUGUUCUGCUGCAACAAUAAACUGAAAUGAGUCCAAAUCAAA
Molecule: messenger RNA, 1023 nt
Organism: Amphiprion ocellaris (clown anemonefish)
Lineage: Eukaryota; Metazoa; Chordata; Actinopteri; Pomacentridae
Product: mamu class II histocompatibility antigen, DR alpha chain-like
Exons: 4
Coding region: 103-804 (233 amino acids)
Biological process (GO): peptide antigen assembly with MHC class II protein complex; immunoglobulin production involved in immunoglobulin-mediated immune response; positive regulation of T cell activation
Cellular component (GO): membrane; MHC class II protein complex
Molecular function (GO): MHC class II protein complex binding
Source: RefSeq, a predicted model, not a curated record